Fusarium vanettenii 77-13-4 is the source of this 2526-nucleotide messenger RNA. RefSeq lists its product as uncharacterized. Gene Ontology annotation, molecular function: oligopeptide transmembrane transporter activity. Gene Ontology annotation, biological process: transmembrane transport. The transcript is spliced from 9 exons. The record is from RefSeq and is a predicted model, not a curated record. Lineage: Eukaryota; Fungi; Ascomycota; Sordariomycetes; Hypocreales; Nectriaceae. The coding region runs from base 1 to 2526 and encodes 841 amino acids.
AUGGCUGCCAUGACGGACAAGGCAGACCCCAUCGCUGUGUCCGAACUACCUGGGGAAUCUGAUCAGUCCACUUCGAAUCACAACCUCUCGCAUGGCUCGAUCGAGGACAGGGCAAAACUGCUCGACGCGACCCCUGAGGACGUCCUCGAAGCAGAAGAGCACGCAACCACGCUAAGCUUGGAAGAGACCAAGAGGCUCGCCGAGAACCUCAUAACAUUCCACCAAAAAGACUCCAAUUUCAACUCCGAGUCCAUUGAUCGCCUUUCCAACUUUAUCCAGCAUCCAGAAGUCUUUGAAAAGCCGGACGCCCACGCAGUAUAUAUUUCUGACAUAAAGACCGAAGUGGCUCUCUUGACCUUCAAUUCGCCCUAUGCAGAAGUCCGAGCCGUUGUCAGCAACAAGGACGACACAUCGGCCCCAGCCGGAACACUUCGCGCCUGGACGAUUGUUCUUCUCCUUACGUCAACCGGCUAUUCUCCUGGAGCUACUGUAGUCCAGCUACUCUCCUUCCCACUGGGAAAGGCCUGGGAGAGACUGGUGCCGACGGGCGAGGUUAAUCUAUUUGGCUUACGUUUUAGGCCUAAUCCAGGUCAUUUCACUCAAAAGGAGCAUAUGUUGAUCUCUAUCAUGGCGAACGUGGCAGGCACACCACCAUAUGGCCGCUUCAUCGUCAUUACAACUUGGCUUGAGAAGUACUUCAACUUAUCAUUUGCUUCGUCGUUUGGAUUCCAAAUCUGUGUUACGAUCUCUCAGAAUCUGAUGGGCUUUGGACUUGCGGGGUUGGCUAGAAGAUUCUUGGUUUACCCGGCCUUCUGCAUCUGGCCUCGUUCGUUAGCCGCCGUGGCAAUGAACCAGUCUCUGCACAACGAGGGAAAUACGCCUGUGCCUGGUCCCUUUAAAAGGACUUACAAUCUUUCUCGAUAUAAGCUCUUUAUGGUCGCAUUCAGCGCCAUGUUCAUAUACUUUUGGCUCCCUGAAUAUUUUGCGUCGGCUCUUUCUCUCUUCAACUGGCUUGCCUGGAUCUCGCCAAAUAACUUCAACUUAGCUACCAUUACCGGUCUCAGGAAAGGUCUCGGAUUCAAUCCAAUACCUACUUUUGACUGGAAUGUGUUGACGCACAAUGUCCAACCUCUUCUCGUGCCAUUCCACGUUACCUUUAACAUGUUUAUUGGCUGUUUCAUCGGUGGGAUUACAAUCAUCUCUCUUUAUUGGACUAAUACCUAUAAUACCGCAUACCUUCCGAUCAACACCAAUACCAUGUUUAACCAAAACGCAACGAAAUAUAAUGUCUCGGCAAUCUUGAAUAAGGAUGGGCUUCUCGAUGAGGCCAAGUAUCAGUCUUAUAGUCAAGUCUAUAUUGCUGCUUCCUCGGUCAAUUAUUACAUUUAUUUCUUCGCCGUUUACAGUGCCGUCAUUUCGUAUACUGGUCUUUACCACUGGAACGAUCUCAAACUAGGCUUCCGCUCUCUCCGGGAUAGUUUGUUCAGAAAAGAUGCGAAGCGUGACGACUUCGACGAUGUCCAUUCGAGACUAAUGAAGACCUACAGGGAGGUGCCCGAAUGGUGGUACCUCAUUCUUAAUGUUAUCUCCAUCAUUUUUGGAGUCGUUUCUGUGGCCUGCUGGCCCACUCAUACCAGCGUCGGUACCGUCUUCUUCGGCAUAGCUCUCGCUCUACUCUUUACUAUCCCAACAGGCAUUAUCUUUGCUACUACUGGAAUCGAGGUUGAGUUUAAUGUCCUUGCGGAAUUCAUCGGUGGUGCCUGGCAACCCGGAAACGCUCUCGCUAUGAACUUUUUUAAAAACUUCGGUUGGGUAACGAUUGCGCAUGCCCUUGAUUUUGCCAAUGAUCUCAAGCUUGGCCAUUACCUAAAGAUCCCUCAGCGCCAGGUAUUUUGGUGUCAGAUCGUUGCUACCGUCUUGUCUGCUUUUAUUAGCGUUGGUGUCAUGAACUUCCAGGUCCUCAAAAUUGAGAAUGUCUGUCAGCCAGGCCAAAAAGACAAGUUCACCUGUCCGCAAAUGGAGUCUUUCUUCACGGCUGCUGUUCUCUUCGGCUCACUCGCCCCACGAAGAGUCUUUGGUACAGGUGGCCAAUACACCGCUCUUCUUGCCGCCUUUCCGGUCGGCCUCGCACUUCCCAUUAUCCAUUACUACGCUACAAGAAGACUGCCCCGGACACAUUGGCUUACCAAGGUUCAUCCCGUUGUCAUGAUGAAAGGAGCCUAUUCCUGGUCUCCCUACAAUAUUGGUUAUAUGUGGCCCGCUGUGCCUCCAGCCUGGCUUUCGUGGAUAUACCUUCGAAAGAGAUACCUUGCGUUCUGGGCAAAGUAUAAUUAUACUCUUUCGGCGGCAUUCUCUACUGGUAUAGCCAUUUCCGCAGUCGUAAUUUUCUUUGCCCUGAGCUAUCACCAGUUGGAUCUUAACUGGAUAGGCAAUAACGCGGACAGUGGGUGCGAAGCAAAUACCUGUACACGGCUGAAGUUGGCUGAAGGAGAGAUUUUCGGGCCACAGCCUGGGACAUUUGUUUAA